AGAAAAACGAGUUUUGUUUUUCCACCAUUUCUUCAUUUCUUGUGGCGUAUUGUCAGAGUCAGCGUUAUUUUUUUUUUGCCCGUUUCUGUGUGUGUGUUAAUUCGUGAGUUCAAAGCCCCCUUUGUUUGUUGAUCGCGGCCACAACAAUGGAAAAUAAUGGGGAAGACGAGGUGGGAAAUGGAAAAAACGGUGCUGAAAUAUUUCACGAUGCUGAAGACGGGCUGUGCGUCAGCAUGGUGAAUGGAAAUGAUGCUGGCCAUCAAGACGAAGGAGAUGCUUUGGGCAGACCUGGGAAUCGUCCUGGCGAAGUCUUCGCCCGCAUGCCCACCUACAAGUACUCGCCCUACUACAAAAUGGACCACAAAAAGCGAGGCAUAGCCCUGAUUUUCAACCACGAAAAUUUCGAAUGCGGAGGCCUCAAAUCGCGUUCCGGCACCAACGAAGACUGCAAAAACUUGAAAGACUGCCUCACAGGCCUCGGGUUCGACGUACAAGUUUUCAAGGAUCUCAACUAUAUGGAUUUGGAAUAUCAAGUGAGGCAAGUGGCUGCCAUGGACCAUUCUAAUCACGAUUGCUUGCUUAUAACUGUGCUGUCCCAUGGAGAAAUGGGUAUAAUUUAUGCAAAGGACACUCCAUAUAAGCCAGAAAAUCUUUGGUCGUUGUUUACAGGAGAUAGAUGCCCAAGCUUAGCUGGCAAACCAAAAAUGUUUUUCCUGCAAGCAUGUCAAGGCGAUAAACUCGAUGGCGGUGUUAAUUUAACCAUUAACGGUAGCAGAACUGAGACUGAUGGGGAGACCACUUCAUAUAAAAUUCCUGUUCAGGCUGAUUUUCUUAUAGUCUACUCUACUGUGAAAGGUUACUACUCGUGGCGUAACACCACCAAAGGUUCCUGGUUCAUCCAAGCCUUCUGCGACGAACUGCGCAAUCGCGCCCACAAAGACGAUCUGGUCACCAUCCUGACUUACGUGUCUCAGCGCGUAGCUCUGGACUUUGAAAGCAACGUGCCCGAUUCGAUGUCGAUGCACCGUCAAAAACAGAUUCCGUGCCUCAUGAGCAUGCUCACCAGGCUCAUCAGGUUCACCGUUCCUGCGGGGUAUGGCGCUAGUAGUAGCAAAAGUGGUACUAGUACUAAUCGGUUACUUUAGUUUAGUUUGCAGUUUUUUUUUUUUGAAGGGAUAUUAAUUGGAGUUUAAUAAGAAUGUUGAAUUGUUGCCAAGAACUAAACUUUAUUAUUUGAGAGCUUGUUUAAGCUAAUUUUUAGAAAUGAGUCUCACUAGGCCAAUAAGGAUUGUUGCAUGAAAGUGUUUUAGUAGCAAGUGACAUUUGGUACCAGUGUGUUUGUUUAUACAUAUAAAAAUUGAUAAUACAGCACUGCCACAUUAUUGAAUAAUUUUUAAUAAAGUAAUUUUUUUAGUGCAAUUUUGGACAGUAGUUGCAUAGGAGCCGUCAAAACCGAAAAACAUAUUUUUAGAGGAUUUUUUAGCAACAGCAAAUCUAAAAAAUAAGGUGUAUUUUUAUAUUUACAAAAGAAAAAUGGUCUUUCAGAUAAAAUGUGUCUUAAAAAUAAGAAUUUAUUUACAAUUAUUGUCAAUUGAUUAUAGCUUUGUUCCAUCCCAGCAUGGAACCGUACAUUUCAUUGUCAGGAUUCUGCGCAAAACGUAAAAUUUGUGCGUAGAAUUCAAAAUUCUUAUACGAGUUUUUUGACAGGUUGGAACAGACCUUAUAUUGUUAGCUCAAAGAAAAAAAACCUUUUAAAAUUUGGCUAUUUUUUUUUUUAAUAUAUGUAGAAUUUGAGGUCAAAUUGCAAAAGGUUUUAUAUCCAUUAAUUAUUGCUCAUAAUUUUUUUUAUAUUGUGUAGAUUAGUAUACCUAGGUAAUA
Messenger RNA from Ceutorhynchus assimilis (cabbage seed weevil), 1878 nucleotides. The record is from the annotation of a GenBank genome assembly. Lineage: Eukaryota; Metazoa; Arthropoda; Insecta; Coleoptera; Curculionidae.